UCACUUUAAAUCAUCAAUCUCUGGUACAGCAGAGAUCAUAAACUGUUAGUGGAGCGUGGGAAAUAUUACAAUAUCUCAUCUGGGAUACCCCGUCUUUCAGGACAGUUUACAGCCGGUUAUUCGUCGUAAUUUAGUCCAAAUAAUUCUGUCUACAUAGAUAGGUCUUUCAUAAGCACUUAAUAUUGUUUACCAAAGAAAUGGUGAUGGAGAAGCCAAGUCCCCUGCUUGUAGGGCGGGAGUUUGUGAGGCAGUAUUACACACUCUUAAACAAGGCACCAGAUUUCCUGCACAGGUUUUAUGGGAGGAAUUCUUCCUAUGUACAUGGAGGGCUUGACCCAAGUGGGAAGCUGGCGGAGGCUGUGUACGGGCAAGCGGAAAUCCACAAGAAGGUCAUGUCUCUGCAGUUUAGUGAAUGCCACACAAAAAUCAGGCAUGUGGAUGCCCAUGCCACUCUGAGUGAUGGAGUGGUGGUGCAAGUCCUCGGAGAACUGUCAAACAAUGGUCAACCCAUGAGGAAAUUUAUGCAAACUUUUGUGCUUGCUCCGGAGGGUUCUGUGGCAAACAAGUUCUACGUCCACAAUGACAUCUUCCGUUAUGAGGACGAAGUUUUUGGAGACUCUGAAGCUGAGCUUGAUGAGGAAUCUGAGGAGGAAGUUGAAGAGGAACCAGAAGAGAGGCAGGCGUCCCCUGAGCCACUUCAAGAAAGCCCCAACAGCACCACCUAUUACGACCCUCACCCUGUCACCAAUGGAGUGGAGGAGCCCAUGGAGGAGCCAGCUCCAGAACCAGAGCCAGAACCGGAACCAGAGCCAAAAGUAGAGGAGAUAAAGCCUGAAGUAGAUGAGAAGGUUCUGGAAGAAAUGGAGGAAAAAGCACCAUCACCGGUUCCUGUGGAGUCUCCACCAAACACCCAGGAACCUCCCAAGACUUUCUCCUGGGCCUUGGUGACCAGUAAAAACCUACCUCCUACUGGCACAGUCACCUCCUCUGGAAUCUCCCCUCAUGUCGUUAAAGCUCCAAGCUCACAGCCCAGAGUGGAAGCCAAGCCGGAGACACAGACAGCACCUCUUCGCCCCAGAGACCAGCGCACUCGCGACAGACCGACCUUCACUCCACGGGGUCCCAGGCCUGAUGGUGUUGCAUCUUCUGAGUCACAAACAGGAAAGCCGCACUUGAGUUUUGUUAACAAAGGUGGCCGGGGAGAUGCCGAGUCUGGUGACAUGGACGGCAGGCGGAAUCCCCGUUAUCCAGACAGCCACCAGCUUUUUGUUGGAAACCUCCCACAUGACAUUGAUGAGAGCGAGCUCAAAGAGUUCUUCAUGACGUAUGGAAACGUGGUGGAACUGCGGAUCAACACCAAGGGCGUUGGUGGGAAGCUGCCCAACUUUGGAUUUGUGGUGUUUGAUGACUCUGAUCCUGUGCAAAGAAUCCUGGGAGCCAAGGUAGAAGGGCCCAUCAUGUUUCGAGGUGACGUGCGUCUGAAUGUGGAGGAAAAGAAGACGAGGGCGGUGCGUGAACGAGAGACCCGCGGUGGAGGAGAUGAACGUCGGGACAUGAGGCGCAACGAUCGGGGUCCUGGAGGUUCACGGGGCAUCGUGGGAAGUGGAAUGAUGCGUGACGGGAGGGGACCACCGCCUCGAGGUGGCAUGGCCCCCAAACCUGGCAUGGGCUCUGGAAGAGGCUCCGGGGGCCAGGGAGAGGGUCGCUUCACGACCCAGCGCCGCUGAGAAGAGCACCACCUGCAGCGUGGAAAUAGUAUCGUGUUCCUCAGCUUCAACCGUUCUCGUUAACGAAAAGAAAUCUUCAUGUAUAAAAGUAUAUAUUUGUUUUUUUGGUUCUUUUUUUAAAUUUUUUGUUCCCUCUUUGCUUUGGAAUGUGACACAGCCUGUCAACCAUUUGUUUGUGAACUAGACAAAACAAAAUAAGCAAACAAAAAAUGUCGCUUAUUAGUUGUGAGCUGAGCAUCCUUUUCGGGUAACUCAAGAAUUCACAAACUUUAAUUUGUAAAUUCGUGAAAAAAGGCAAACCAACCAGGAGUAAUCUGCCACAUUAGGAGGGACUGAUGAGACUUUUAACUACAAUAAUACAGCCCAUCAUUUGGAAAAGAGAUUAUAUGCCUUGACUUAACUGGGGCGCUGCUUCACGAAAUCCCUCUAUUGCACAUUUUAUAUGGUAGUUUUCUGCCCUUUACUGUUGGAAAAGAGUGAGAUGCAAAGUUUUUGCAGUUCCAGGGGAAAAGCUUGCCUUUUACUUUUUUCCUUUUGAGAGACCACUGCUUCAAAAUUGCAUAAUGCACUCAUCAAUAUGCACUAAUGGGUACUUUUUGUCAUGUUACAUUGACAUCCAUGCUCGGAACGCAGCUGGAGAGACCUGUUUUGUCUCAAAGCGAUACGACUUACCGGGGCAGGCCACUCGCAGCCUGUCCGCUGUGACCAAUGUACUUUUCACACUUUUGACCCAAAACUACGCUUCAAUUACUGCUGGAUGGACAAGAUGACAAGCAAAUCUACAUUAUAUUUUUCCUCAUUUGUAAAUCAAACAAAACAAAAAAAAAAAAAAAGCUCAAAUCCUGGACUUUCACCAAAUGAGUGGGGGGACAAAGGAUAAACCAAGAAACAAAGUUGAACAAUAGAAGAGUGGUAAUUGAUGGCGGCUCGCUCUGUUUUUCUUUUGAUUCCAAGUUUAAUUGUUUUGUUUUUUCCCUGCCAGCUAGACUGCGAAACUGGGAUGGGUGACACCUCCCUCCCUCUUCCCUCCCUUCCUGUCUUAAGUGCGGAGUAACCGAAUAAAUGUACAGCAAAAAUCAUAGUUUACUGUAUGUUUUGCUUUUCUGUGUAUAUUUUCAUUUCUCUCUCGACUUGAUAAAAGCAUGAUGGUGCCUUCUAUUUCACCUUUUUCGGUCUUACUAAAGCAGUAAAGCAGUUCGGGGCUCGCUGCCUCCUAGUAUACGGAGCUGCUCAUUUUGAACUAUUGUCUGCUAGGAGCAGAUUAAAAAAAUACUUGCAGUAUUCAUAAAAUUUACAUUUUUUUGGGUGCAUAUUUCAUUUUUUCCAUACUGUUUUACUACCUAAGAUGAUCUGCUGUGAGUUUUGUACAUUUGUGUUUGUGUAAUUGUGUCAGUUCUGGGUUUUGUAGAGACAAUAGGUGCCUCGGUUCUGUUUGUUGUUAGAUGGUUAAAGAGGUGCAUCUGAAGAACUUCUCCCAAAACAAAGGUACAUUAAAGAUGGUGACGGUGAAAUGCUUGGUCUUUGGUUAUAGCUCUUCACGACCACGGUUUCUGAGGUUUGGAAAAAUGUCCCAUAAUAUGGUUCAGAUGCUGUUGAUCCCUUUCAGUCUGACCUUAGUUUUUUGUGACUCAUGGCAGCGCUCGGGUUAAUCCCUGGACUCAGAAGUUGUCAGACUGUUCUUUUCUCAGCUACAGUUUUGUAACGAUCUGUGGGCGGGCUGGCCAUAGCUCCAGCCUGCAGACAAGCAAAUAAUUGUGCUCACUUUUCUAGCGUUAAUGCAUUUGUAUUUUCAUACGCUGAUUAUUCACUGUGCUUAUUUUAUUGAGUUAUUUUUUCCAUUCAAGGCUAAGUCUGAUUUGAAUGCCGUACCAGUUGGCUCCUUCUUGUCUGCUAGCAUCUUUUGUUCAUACCACUCAGUAGGGAGGGAAGACCUUUUGGUUUCAGCUGGAAAGGAAAACAUGACAAGUGAGAUGUUAUAUUUUAUUAUUAUUAUUUUGUUGUUAUCUUGCACUGAACUGGGAAGUGAAAAUGACGAUGUAGCAUUUUUCUUGACAAAUAUACUAAUGAGGUCUUCCUUGUCUGGUAGUAUUGCACUAUUUUCCAGCAUUUCUGGGACAAUCUGUCAGUUUGAACACAGCCUCUCCAAAUUUCUCAUCUGACAGUGAAAAAGAAAAAAAACAAGUAUCGCUCAUCUUGUUAUUGACAUAAAAUGUUAGCUCUCAGUUAAAACAAGACCUGAUGGACAGAUAUGGCAUAUUUAAGGUAGAUUUCCACAGUAAAGCUUGGCUGCUCUCCCUCGUUGAGAUUAAACACUUUUUUUAGAUGUGAGUAGUUUUUGAACUCUUAAAUUGGGUAACAUUACAGAAAACUUCCAGAUCUUUGGCCCUCGAGUGUUGAACACUUCUCACGGGUACCUCAGCCCCCCCCAAACAAAUGUUUAUUUGUCAGGUAAUUGCUUAACAUGAGCACUUGACUGCAAUCAUGCUUUUUUACAGCAAUGGUCCACGAAGAGAGUAGUGAAGAAGAGCCAUCAUGCUUUCUGACCAAUCUUCUGCUUUUUACAUGUUAGUGGUGGAAAAAUGUUUUGAACAUAGAAAUUUAUAGUCUGAUAAUUAUUCGUUUUCGCUGAGGUUUUUUCACGACUCAUCCAUUUUCCGAACUUUAAAGGAUCCUCAGAAGAAGAAGAAGAGGAAAAAAAGCUGUAAAUCUAUUUUCCUGUGGUUAAAAAUGCAGUUAGUGGAUCCUCAUUGUGAAUCAUUCUAGUCCUUUCCAAAUGGAAAUAGAAGUACCUUCUUGGCUCUAGCAGGUGUGGUAAACAGUUGGCUGCCAUCUUAAUUUUAAUGUGUUUACCCUUGUUGCUAGUACAAAACUGUUGCAGGUGGAGAAUCUUUUUUUCUUUUUUUUUGUAAUUAGAUUUUUUUCUUUUUUGUUAUUUUUUCCUUUCCAUUUUUGAAUGUGUUGGACUUAACAUACAAUAAACUACUGAUAACAGCA
Amphiprion ocellaris (clown anemonefish) is the source of this 4721-nucleotide messenger RNA. RefSeq names its product G3BP stress granule assembly factor 2a (gene g3bp2a). Gene Ontology annotation, cellular component: ribonucleoprotein complex; cytosol. The record is from RefSeq and is a predicted model, not a curated record. The coding region runs from base 198 to 1727 and encodes 509 amino acids. The transcript is spliced from 13 exons. Gene Ontology annotation, molecular function: mRNA binding. Lineage: Eukaryota; Metazoa; Chordata; Actinopteri; Pomacentridae.